AUGGUCGCCCAUUGCAAAGCCCCGAUAUGGGGUGCCGAUGAUUUUUCACCCUGCUUCGAGCACGACUAUCUUCAAACACUAUUCCCCCUCAUCGUCUGCGGGGUGUCCCUCUUUUAUCUUUCGAUACAGGUUUACUACGCAGCCAAAAAGUCAAAACGCUACCAUGCAUAUACUGCCCUGGGCGACAUCCAGCAUGGUUGGUCGCCACGCACCCCGCAGUACAAUGACGACGACGGGAGCAAUACUGAAGAAGACGAUGAGUUCGAGCGCAGCGAGCACCUUGCUCUCCACCCGACCAUCAGUCGACAGACCAUGUCAACCAUGGCCGUAAAUAAACCGCGAGGCGAGGUUACAGUGGUGGUGCUGGAAGAGCUGGCUGUGCUGGCGGAGCUGGGCGUACAUGCUGCCGUGUUCUUCACGGAAGCGUGGGGCCACAAGGGCCGGACGGCGGCCAUUUCGAGCAUCGCCGUUUGGACAUACAUCGCCACCCUAGCGUCGUUACGACUGCUCUUUUCGAGCACCCACAAGUGGUCCUUUCCCCGAUUGUGGUAUCACACUGCCUUCAUUUACGGCUUCCAGUGGUGUUUCGCAAUCCUCAUCUUUCGUUCUGCCAUCAUACAUCCUCGGUCAACCCUUUCUCAAAAGUUUGCAAUCGUGGAUUUUGCCUUGAUAACGCUCCUUCUUACCAUUGCAUUGACCUCUCGAAAGGGCAACAAGGCGGUUGAAUUGGAGUACGAAGGGGACAUUGAACCGGCCCGAGAACCCAUCGCUAGCGUUCUCUCACUUGCUACGUUUGGAUGGGUGGAUGCUAUUGUAUGGAAAGGAUUCAGGAAAACAUACGAGCUUGACGAUGUGUGGAAUCUACCUCCAAGAGACAAGGCAGGGGCCGUGAUCGCGAACUAUCGACAAGUGAAGAAGACUUCAAUAUUGGCUUGGCACCUCCUGAAAUAUUUCAAAAGAGGGCUCUUGAUUCAAGCUAGCUGGGCGGUCCUAUCUGGAUUCCUUACUUUUGCGCCUACACUCCUCCUCAAAGCGAUUCUAGAAUAUGUGGAAGAGCCCGAGCUCACUCCGAAAAACGCUGCAUGGUUCUAUGUCAUUCUCCUCUUCGUUUCAGGGUGCGCCUCCGCUCUCGCUGACGGACAGGCGUUGUGGCUGGGUCGGAAAAUCUGCAUUCGGCUGCGUGCUGUCAUUAUUGGCGAGAUCUACGCGAAGGCGUUGAAGCGAAGGGUAUGCACAGGUGCAGAGAAGGUUCUGGGUGAGGAGAGAAAGAAGUCGGAGGAUAACAACGAACUCGGACGCCUCAAGCGAAUGAUGACUUUUGGACGGAAAAAGAAAAAAGCAACGGAGGGUCCAAAGCAGGAGGAAGCGCCGAAGCCGGAAUCCGAUUCUCAAGUUACCACUGGGGCGAUCAUCAAUCUCAUGGCCGUGGAUGCAUUUAAGGUCAGCGAAAUUUGUGCAUAUCUUCACUUCCUGUGGGCAAACACUCCUGUUCAAGUCAUCGUAGCUGUCGCUCUUCUCUAUCGUAUCCUUGGUUACAGCUCGAUUGCGGGUGUUGGAAUGAUGGUCGUGCUGUUGCCCAUCAAUCUCUACGUUUCAAAGCAAUUUGCUAAAAUCCAGAAACUGAUUCUGGCCGCUACUGAUGCAAGAAUACACACGACCAAUGAGGUCCUAAGCAAUAUCCGCAUUAUCAAGUACUUUGCUUGGGAGCAGCGCUUCAUCGGCCAAGUGAAUGAAAAAAGGUAUACCGAACUUAAGUAUCUGAGGCGAAGAUAUAUUCUCUGGGCUUUUGCAGCGACCAUCUGGUCUGGGUCGCCUGUUUUGAUUACUUUUCUGUCAUUCCUGGUAUACACCAAAGUCGAGAAGAAGGAUCUCAUUCCGUCCGUCGCAUUUACCGCCCUUUCACUCUUUCAGAUCCUUAGGAUUCCCCUCGAUCAGCUCGCGGACAUGGUUGCACACGUUCAGGAAUCAAAAGUAUCUGUAGAUCGUAUCGAGGAGUAUUUAAAUGAGCCGGAAACUGACAAGUACUCACAACUUGUGACACAUAAAAAGGACGACAAUGGCGAGCCUAUCAUUGGAUUCGAAAACGGCACCUUUGCCUGGGGCGGAAAAGACAUGCAAGACAAAGCUACGGCUGAAGCAUUCAAGCUCAUGGAUCUUGAUAUCAAGUUCAAAGUGGGAGAGCUCAAUGUUGUGGUUGGCCCUACUGGAUGUGGAAAGACUUCACUCCUCAUGGCUCUCCUUGGCGAGAUGACCAAACUGAAAGGAGAUGUGUACCUGCCGGGAGGCAGUAGCCGAGAAGAUCUUAAGAUUGACCCUGAGACCGGUCUGACAGAGAGCAUCGCUUACUGUGCCCAACAACCUUGGCUCGUUAACGGCACUGUUAAGGAAAAUAUUGUCUUCGCAAGUGCGUGGGAUGCGAAGAGGUACAAGGAUGUCCUCGUGGCUUGCUCCCUGCAACGAGAUCUCGAAAUCCUUGAUGCAGGUGAUCAGACCAUCGUAGGCGAGAAAGGUGUCACUCUAUCGGGAGGCCAGAAGCAGCGCAUAUCCCUUGCCCGUGCGUUAUAUUGCAAGGCUCGCCACGUCCUUCUCGACGAUGUUCUCAGCGCUGUCGACUCUCACACCGCCAAGUGGAUCUUCGAUCAGGCUCUCCUGGGCCCACUCAUGUACGACCGAACCGCCAUUCUCGUUACACACAACGUCGGACUUUGCCUUCCUCACUCCGAAUUUGCCGUGGUUCUGGACAAUGGCAGGAUUACUGCCCAAGGUACACCAACCGAAGUGAUAAACUCCGGAAAGCUUACCGAAGACCUUUCUAAGUCCGGACCGGUUUCACGAGGCCCAUCGAGAGUUCCAUCGCGAGUUCCGUCUGAUGUCGGUGGCGAAGAAGCAGUAGGUGAAGUUAGUAGUGCGAAUGGAAAUGCGAACGGCAACACAAACGGUUUAGCUGAUCCCAAGAAAAUACCAACAAGCAAUACCCAGGGGGAAACCAAGGCCGAGGGAGGUGUUAAGCUUAGUCUCAUCAUCAUGUAUCUCCGAGCAAUGGGCCCGUGGUAUUACUGGAUUGGCGCAUCAUUCGUCUUCGCUGCACAACAAGGCUCUUCAGUCGCCACCAACGUUUGGAUUAGGACGUGGGCAAAUGCGUAUGCAGAGAAGCGUGUUCAGUACUUAGGAUACCAUCACCGAACCCCAGUCACUCAUGCUCCUGCACUUAGCGGUCUAGGAACUUGUCUAUCUAGUGGUACUUGCAGUUGGAACAUUCCGUUCCUUUCUCAACCCGGCCGUGAACAUCACGGAUACAACCUGAUGGAUGCUGGCUUCACGACCACGAAUUCCGAAGUCGACUCCGGGUAUUUCCUUGCUGUCUACGCUAUCCUUGGGCUCGUUUUCAUGUUCAUUACCUUCCUUCGAGAAGGAUUUCUUUUCGGAGGGUCUCUCGCUGCAUCCUACAGGGUCCACCAGAAGCUUAUUGAAGCUGUUACUCACGCCAAAUUCCGAUUUUUCGAUCAGACGCCGCUCGGCCAGCUUAUGAACCGAUUCUCUAAGGACAUUGAAUCAGUGGACCAGGAAGUUGCUCCCGUCGCCAUAGGUGUUGUCCACUGUCUUGCCUCGAUCAUUACCAUCGUUAUUCUAAUUUCCGUCAUCACUCCUGGCUUCCUGAUUGCUGGCGUAUUCAUUACUGUUCUUUACACUCUAAUUGGGCGAUUCUAUAUUAAUUCCUCGAGAGAUUUAAAGCGCUUGGAGUCUGUUCACCGAAGCCCUCUGUAUCAGCAAUUUGGAGAGACCCUAUCCGGCAUGACGACGAUACGAGCUUACGGAGACCAGAGAAGGUUUAUCCGCGAGAACGUCCACAAGAUCAAUACUCAGCAUAGACCCUUCAUCUACCUUUGGGCUGCUAACCGAUGGUUGGCCUUCCGCGUAGAUGUUGUUGGCGCAAUGGUCUCAUUUUUCGCUGGUGUCUUCGUGGUUCGUAAUGUCGGGGUCAUUGAUGCCGGCGCGGCUGGUCUAGCCCUGACCUAUGCCGUCACAUUCACCGAGAAUGUGUUGUGGUUUGUUAGACUCUACUCCGCCAAUGAGCAGAAUAUGAACUCGGUCGAGCGUAUCAAGGAGUAUCUUGACGUAGAACAAGAGGCUGCUCCCAUUGUUGAGGAUAAUCGGCCGCCAUCCAAUUGGCCAGCUCACGGCGCUGUUGAAUUUAUCGGCUACAGCACGAGAUACAGGCCAGAUUUUGAUCUGGUCUUGAAGAAAAUCACGUUCAAGAUCCGCCCUGGUGAGAAGGUUGGCGUCGUGGGACGUACUGGUGCAGGAAAGAGUUCACUUGCGUUAGCGCUUUUCCGUGCUUUGGAGGCGGAAGAGGGCAAGAUUCUUGUUGACGAUGUUGAUGUUGGAUUAAUUGGUCUACAAGAUCUGCGAGAGAAUAUCGUCAUGGUUCCGCAAGAUCCAACUCUCUUUACUGGCACUAUCCGCAGCAACCUCGACCCCUUCUCGCUCUUCACCGACGAAGAGAUCUACACUGCCCUCCGGGAAGUACAUCUCAUAUCCACGAUCUCAGAAGCCAAUUCCGUAGCCACUAGCCCCGAAGGACCUAGCACACCACGCGCUAUUGAGAUCCCCGAACCCGUUAUGUCCGCCGCUGCCGCCAACGCCGACGUCAAAGCUAGCGUCCCCGCCUCAACCACCAAUCCAGGCUCCAUCCUCGGAAAUUCACAGUUCAGUCGUGGCGAAACCAUCGACGAUGCCGUCAUCACCAUGCCCAACGGCAACCCCACUGCAGUCCCCGGCCCAGCAACUAUACAAGGCACCAUGCAAGCCGACAACAAAAACGCGUUCCGCAACCUUAAUUCUCCAGUCUCAGAAUCGGGCUCUAAUCUCUCGCAAGGCCAGCGGCAACUCCUUUGUCUAGCGCGCGCAUUACUGAAAGCGCCGAAAGUGUUACUAAUGGAUGAAGCGACUGCUAGUAUUGAUUACGCGACCGAUGCAAAGAUUCAGGAGACGAUAAGGGAGAUAAGGAAUACGACGAUUACGAUUGCGCAUCGGUUGCAGACAAUUAUUGAUUAUGAUAAAGUGUUGUUGUUAGACAAAGGUGAGGUGGUGGAGUUUGGGGAUCCCUGGGAUUUAGUGAGGAGGGAGGGAGGGAGCUUUAGGGCGAUGUGUGAAACGAGUGGGGAGUUGCAGAGUUUGGAGAGGGAAGCGAAGAAGGCUUUUGAUGAGAGGCAGCCGAAAUUGGUGGAGGUAGAGGGAGACAGGGAGAGAAGGGAGUAA
Lindgomyces ingoldianus is the source of this 5259-nucleotide messenger RNA. RefSeq names its product P-loop containing nucleoside triphosphate hydrolase protein. Gene Ontology annotation, biological process: transmembrane transport. Gene Ontology annotation, molecular function: ATP hydrolysis activity; ABC-type peptide transporter activity; ATP binding. The record is from RefSeq and is a predicted model, not a curated record. Bases 1 to 5259 code for a protein of 1752 amino acids. The transcript has 2 exons. Gene Ontology annotation, cellular component: fungal-type vacuole membrane; fungal-type vacuole. NCBI's taxonomy places the organism in Eukaryota, Fungi, Ascomycota, Dothideomycetes, Pleosporales, Lindgomycetaceae.